Cannabis sativa is the source of this 375-nucleotide messenger RNA. RefSeq names its product polyadenylate-binding protein 8-like. The transcript has 2 exons. The record is from RefSeq and is a predicted model, not a curated record. Gene Ontology annotation, molecular function: RNA binding. The coding region runs from base 1 to 375 and encodes 124 amino acids. NCBI's taxonomy places the organism in Eukaryota, Viridiplantae, Streptophyta, Magnoliopsida, Rosales, Cannabaceae.
AUGGCUCAGGUUGAUCAAGUUGAGGUUCCUACUCAAAAUGGUGUGACAAUGACAUCUUUAUAUGUUGGCGAUCUUGAUGCCUCCAUCAACGAAGCCGAUCUUUUUGAGAUAUUUAGCCAAAUGGGUUACGUCGUUUCAGUUCGGGUCUGCAGGGAUCUGAUCUCACAUCUGUCCCUUGGUUAUGGUUAUGUGAAUUUUAGUAAUCCUCAAGAAGCUUCUCGGGCAUUGAAUUUGAUGAAUUUUUCUACUGUUAAUGCUGCCAUAAGAACUGGUUUUCGAUUGUCAACAAGAAAGAGAGAGAUCAUAGUUACUGGAUUCAAAUCCAACAAUUGGUAUCAGAGCAUUGGAGAGGAAGUUCGAAGAAGAUCGUCUUGA